Messenger RNA from Volvox carteri f. nagariensis, 6300 nucleotides. RefSeq lists its product as uncharacterized. NCBI's taxonomy places the organism in Eukaryota, Viridiplantae, Chlorophyta, Chlorophyceae, Chlamydomonadales, Volvocaceae. The record is from RefSeq and is a predicted model, not a curated record. Gene Ontology annotation, molecular function: DNA-directed DNA polymerase activity; damaged DNA binding; deoxycytidyl transferase activity. Gene Ontology annotation, cellular component: nucleus. Bases 1 to 6300 code for a protein of 2099 amino acids. The transcript has 17 exons. Gene Ontology annotation, biological process: error-free translesion synthesis; error-prone translesion synthesis.
AUGGCGGAUCCACGAGGGCACCGGGAGAGGACAGACGCAGCUGCGACCGGGCGCAACGAAGAAAAGCAGCAGCGUGAUGGAAAGGACCCAGCGGAAUCGAUGCAUCACGACGGUAGCUUUGGCCGUUACAUGCAGUUAAAGGUGGUGAAGCUUCGUGAGCAGUUCGAUGCACAGCAGCUGCAGAACAUCGCCACUAAAUCCGACAUCUUUCGGGGCGUAUCUAUAUAUGUCAACGGAUUCACGCGACCAUCGCAUGCGGAGCUGAAGCAGCUCAUGGCUCUCCACGGCGGCCGCUUCGAAAACUACCUCAACCGCGACAGCGUGACCCACAUCAUCUGCAGCAACCUUCCCGACACCAAGAUAAAGCAGCUGGCGCACGAAAGGCGAGGAACAGCACCACCAGCACCACCAGCAGCAGUAGAUAAGAGAGCCGCAAAGCCCAUCCCUAUCGUAAGGCCCGAGUGGGUGGUGGCAUCGAUCAACGCGGGGAGAUUGCUUCCGAUCUCCGACUUCCAGCUGGAGCCCCUGUCCGCCGCCCACCCCAACCAGCGGCGGCUGUUUGACUUCAAGCGCCAUGCCGCCCCAAAACUGCCCCCCGAGGAGCUCUACCCCGUGCUUAUGGGCCAGGGCCAGGGGCAGGGGCAGGUAGGACAACAGCAGCAGGAGGAGGGGCGGCAGCAGCAGCAAGAGAAGGGAUUGGAGCGGCAGGGGCAGCAGCAGAAGCAGCAGCAGCAGCAGGAGGAGGAGGAGGAACUGGAGGGGCGGCGGCCGGAGGAGGUGCAUGAAGUUGGCGAGGGCCGCCCCGCCAAGCGACAACGUGUCACCAGAAGUGUGGUCCGUGGCGAGCCGGGACAGGGGCCCGGGGCGGGUCGUGCCCAUGAGCUGCGGGUGUGGCAGGUGCAGCACCGGGGGGAGGAGGAAGAGGGGGAGGGGGGACAGCAGCAGCAGCAGCAGCAAUGUCCGUCGGCGAUGCACCAGCGCGUCCGCGCAACAGCACAAGGGCCCCAGCAGCAGCAGCAGCCCCUACUGCCCCACGGGUUCGUAGACAGCGUCGCACCGGGCGGCACCCGCGCGGCGCUGCUGCACCAGGCUGGAGGCCUGGGAACCGGUCCGGGCCCGCCUUCUUCGCAUCCUCGGCGACCCUACCCCGCAGCCGCAGCGGCCGGCACGGGCAUGGCUGGAACCAGUAGCGGCAUCAGCGUGCCCGUGCCCCUGCCUUUGCCCUGUCCAGCACGUCCCCGUGGCAGCGGCAGCCCUCCCCCUCCCCACACUGCUGUGGAGGGCGCCUCUCGCGGCGGUGGCGGCGGCGGGGUCGCCGUACCACCUGCCAGUGCCAAUGAAGCGGCAACGAGGGUGGCAGGGGGCCCGGGCACGAGCACAGCCGCAGCGAAUGCAACAGCAGCAGUCCCCGGCGGCGGCGGAGCUGCCAGGGGUUCCGCAAGUCCCAGCGGAGGUUCGGGUUCGAGUCCCGGCGUGCGCAGAUCUCGUGGUGGUGGCAGCCCGCAGUCUGGUGAUCAGGCUCAGGCUCUGGCGGCGGAGCUGAGGGCGGCUAGCGAUGCGGCCAGGGGACCACCCAGGUCAACCCGCACCGACCCACGGUUCAUGGAGACGUUCUUCAAGUCCUCGCGGCUGCACUUCAUCGGCACCUGGAAGACCCGCAUCGAGGCGCUCAUGGCGGAGGUGGAGGGGACGGCACCCAAUCCGGCGCCGUACACCAAGGGCACGGAGCGUGUGGUGAUGCACGUGGACAUGGACUGCUUCUUCGCGAGUGCGGCUCUGGUGGGGCGGCCCGAGCUGGCGGGCAGGCCGCUGGCUGUGUGCCACUCCAACAGCGCCCGGGGUACCGGGGAGGUGUCGUCAGCCAACUACCUGGUGAGCAGGCGCGGGGGUGAGGCGGCCCGCUCGUUCGGUGUCCGUGCCGACAUGUUCAUCGCCGAGGCACGGCGCCGCUGUCCGGAUCUGGUGGUGGUGCCGUACGAGUUUGAAAAGUAUCAGGAGAUUUCGGAGCAGGUGUACCGCAUUCUGAUGUCGUACACGUCUAUCGUACAGCCUAUGUCCUGCGACGAGGCAUUUCUGGACGUCACCGGGUUGGUUUCGGAGCCCAGCGGGCCAGAGGAGCUCGCGGCUCGGCUGCGGUACGACAUCGCGACCGCGACGCAGUGUACAGCGAGUGCGGGCAUAGGGCCCAACAUGCUGAUCGCCAAGCUGGCGACGAAGCGUGCCAAACCCAACGGACAGUUCCGAGUGACCCGUGGGUCGGUGCUGGAGUUCCUGGGGGACCUCAACGUGGACGAGUUGCCAGGUGUCGGUUGGUCCAUCGCCUCCAAGCUCGAAGACCAGCUGGGUAUCACCCGUGUACGGCAGGUGUGGUCCGCCUCCCGUACCUUGCUUCAGAAGCGGCUGGGCGCCCGGGCGCGCAAGUCGGUGGGUGCGGAGGUGAACUACGGCAUCCGCUUCGAGUGCGAGUCCGAGGGUGGUCGGGGGGAGGUGGAGCGCUUCCUGGGGGACCUGGCGGGGGAGGUGGCGGCGAGACUUAGGUCGGCAGGCGUCCGUGGCAGGUGUCUGGUGCUCAAGGUGAAGCGGCGCCAGGCGGGCGCUCCGGAACCCGCCAAGUUCAUGGGGCACGGAGCCUGUGACAACAUCUCCCGCUCGGUGACCAUGAGUCGCUUCACGGCAGAGGCGGGGGACCUGCGCGCGGCGGCUGUGGGGCUCCUGCGGGCCCUGGCCAUACCCCCGGAGGAGCUGCGGGGCCUGGGGAUCACGGUGUGCAAACUGGACAACGACCCGGCCAGUGCCACCACCAGAGCCUCCGCACCGGCUGCAGCCAAAUUGCAGGCCCCGCCGCGCACAGCCUUCGACGCCUCCAAGCCUCCUCCCUGGGCCGUCUACUUCAAGCGCAAGGCCCAACAACAACCGCAACAGCAGCAGCAGGAAGCGGAGGCGGAGCCGCCCUCUGCAGCAAUGGCCGCCGCUUCAACAGAACAAGGCCAAACCCCGAGCACGGCGCUCCUAACGUCCCCCAGCGACUCCCUCACAGCCGCCACCGCUACAGCCGCCCCCUCGACCCCCGCCAAGUUCCACCCUACCGGGGGCGCAAGGCAGGGGGGUUCAGCGGCCGCCGCUACUGCCGUGGUGAGUCCUGGAGCCCUCCUAAGCGCGGGGGCAGUAGCAGCAGCAGCAGCAGCACCUGGACCCGGGGAACGUGGGGGGAAUGGCGCACCAGCUGCCAGGCCGGGAGCAGGAGCCGGAUCUGGGCGGGGGCAUUUAGCGGCGCCGGCCGGCCAGUCACCGGCAGCAGCUGGAAUAUGCGCCGCAGGAGCAGCAGCAGUCGCAGCAGGAGGGGUGGAGGACGUGCCCAGUUGGUACGCGGCUUUGUACAACGAGUGGUCGCCUGUUUCGGUGUGGGAUCAGCAGCGCAAACAACAGCAACUGGCGGCGCCGGCGCAUCAACAGCUACACCAGCUACAGCAGGGGGUAGGGCAGCGCGCUUCGCCAGCCGGGAUGCCGCCGGCUGAGUGGGCUGAUGGAGCAGCUUUCCGUUCCACGUCUUUCGCUGCCGGAGCCGGUACUACUGCCCCAGCCGCUGCGCCAGCAGCAGUAGCAGCGGCAGGAGCAACGGCGCCGCCCUCGGAGGUUGGCUGUGUGGCUGCCAUAGGUACAGGAGGACAGGCAGUAGCGGCACAGCCCGGACCGCAGCAGCAGCACUUGCCGGCAAGGAUUGAUGCGGCAUCGGAGGUGUCCGCGCACUCGGCAGCGGGAGGGAGGGAAGGAGCGCCGGCGGCCGAUGCAGGGGCUCGGAGCCGACCCCGACCUCGGCCUCGACUGCACCCAGUCUUCGCCGCGCUUCUCUCGCAACCGGGGGCGGUCGCAGGCCGCAGCUGCGGCGGCGACGGCGGCCAGGGAAGCAAGCCUGGAGGGGGAAGAGAGGUGACGGCGGCGGCUUCGCCACCGGCGCCAUCUGUCACAGCGGCGGAUGCGGGAGCUGCAGCCCCCGUCGACGCACUGGUUCAGACAGCUGCUACAGUGCAGGUAGGUGGCGGCCCUUCAAGCAAGGGAAGCCUGUUCGGAGGUGGCGGAGAUAUAGCCCACCAAGAUCCUGCUGGCCACCUCGCAAGGCCACCGCAGCCGCCCGAGCAACAACAACAGCAACAGCUGGUGGGGGUCACGACAGCGGCGGCCGCUGCCAGGGGGUCGACAGCGGCGGCCGCGGGUGGCCACAACGUCCUCGAUUGCCCGCUUCCACAGCCAUCUAGGCCUGCUGCAUCCGGCACCCACGGAGCCAUGGGAGCAGCCGGCCCGCCGCGGGUGCCGAGGGUGCCAGCGGCGCCGCCAGUGCCGGCCGUGUCCACGGCCUCCGCUGGCGCCGGCCCGUCAGCCGCCAGCGGCGGCGACGCCGUAACGCGUGUGAUGGAGUCUAUUGACCUCUCCAUCGACCUAGUGGAUGAUGAUGACAGCGAAGAUGAUACCGGCGGUCCGGCAGGUAGCACCUCUGGCGUCUCGGGCAGUGCAGCCGCCCGGUGGCCCGCUGGCUUCCUGAAGCCGCCGGUAGGUGGGGGCUCGGGGGGCCGGGCGGCCGGCCGGGGCCGGGGCCGGGGCGGCCGGGGCCGGGGCGCGGCUGGUUCCGGCGGUGGCCGAGCCACCGGCGUCGCCGUCGGCCGGAAUGGUGCUGGCGGUUGUGACGGCGGCGGCGGCGGCGGCGGCAGCUCAAUGCCACGGGGACACCAGGGCCUACAGCCAGCGAUGGCCGCGGCGGUGGGUGCUGCCUCGGCGGCGACGGCGUUCCAGAUCGACUUGUCGGUGUUGGCGGAGUUACCACCAGAUGUACGACGGGAGGUGGAGCGCGAGUACGCAGGUCUCCUUGCGGCGCCAGCAACCCGCCAUACCGCGCCUGGGCCAGCUCCGGGCCCGGCGCGCGGCACACGGCGCGCACACGGCAGUAACAGCGGCGGCGGUGUCGCCGCUCAGCCGCCGCAGGGCGUGCGGCAUGUGGCGACGGGUGCGGGGCAGAGUGCCGGUGGCGGUGACGAUGUUGCGCCUCAGAGCGCUGCGGACCGUGGAGCUGUUGGCCGUGACCGCCACGUGCAAGCUAUGGACAUGGACUCCUUGCAGCGGCGCAGCACGGGCGCUGAGACCGGAGUAGCGGAAGGUGUGGAUGGCGGCGCCGCCAGGCCUUUAGUUGCGGCGGCAGCCGCACCGGGGGUGAUGCCGACGAGUAUGGCCGACGUGGAUUUUGCCGUGCUUAACGAGCUGCCCGUUGAGCUUCGGAGCGAGAUCACCGCGGAGCUGCGGCGGCGUCAAGUGGGGAAUGGGGCAGCAGUGAAGGGCCCGGUGUUGCCGCCUUCGGCGCACUUGCCCCCUCCCCCUGCGCGAGGCCCCCCUGAUGUCCAUGUUACCGGUUCUGGACCUGUGAACAGCGGCAAUGGGGCGUCCGUGCCCGCGGUGGUGGCAGUCGGGGAAGCCCAUGCGGCAGUGUUGCGGCGUGAAGGUGGCUCGCGGGUUGCGGCCCCGAAGCCAGCAGCAGGAGGAGAAGGAGGCUCAGGUAUGCCGCCGCCGCCGCCGCCGCCGCAGUUUCGGUUGGGACUUUCCGAACCCAGUGGCGGCGAUGGGGUUGCUAAAUGGGCCGGUCUGGCAGCGACUCGGGCGGGCAGUCCUGACAUCGAGGAGGUGAUGGCAGUGGCCGCGUUGCCUGCGUCCGCAGAUCCGCAGCAGCGGCUCGCGGCGGCGGCGGCGCACAUGUUCUUUGGCUCUCAGGGCACGGUGUCUGGUCCGGCAACUAUGGCGGCCGCGGCUGCAGCGGCGGCUACGGCAGUACGAAUUGAAGGAGGCUACUCAGACGCCGACGUGCGGCGAGCAUUCCUAGCAGCCAUUCGCAGCGCCUGUGCGCGUGCCGGUGUGGUUGCCGUGGGCGGCAAUAGCAACGGAGUGGAGGAGGUGGCGGUGGAGGGACGGGAUGGAGCCGCGGCUGCUGACGGCGGCCGCGGAGACAGCGGUCAAAUUCGUGCAGCUGCAGGAGUGCGGACGCGGAGGGGCCCGAGUGAGGGAGCAACCGGGGAGGUGGCGCUGGCGGCUGUGGCAGAAGAGGACGGUGCGGGUGGUGAAGGGGAGAACCGGCGGAUACAGGUGACAUUCAUGGCGCUGGCCCUGUGGCUUAUCAGCCAGGAUCAUGACCUGGAGGGGGUAGUGGCAAUGCUGCGGCAGGUGCUUCGCGCCCAUCAGCUGCUCUGGAUUGAGACUCAACGGGUUGUUCAGGCAGUGCGGGAGCAUGUGCUGCACAAGUUUGGAUUCUUGAUGAAGUUGUAA